Pungitius pungitius (ninespine stickleback) is the source of this 2655-nucleotide messenger RNA. RefSeq names its product RAB11a, member RAS oncogene family, like (gene rab11al). Bases 323 to 973 code for a protein of 216 amino acids. The transcript is spliced from 5 exons. Gene Ontology annotation, cellular component: transport vesicle; postsynaptic recycling endosome; Golgi apparatus. Gene Ontology annotation, molecular function: GTP binding; GTPase activity. The record is from RefSeq and is a predicted model, not a curated record. Gene Ontology annotation, biological process: melanosome transport; neurotransmitter receptor transport, endosome to postsynaptic membrane; exocytosis. NCBI's taxonomy places the organism in Eukaryota, Metazoa, Chordata, Actinopteri, Perciformes, Gasterosteidae.
UUACGUCGCAUCCUCGGGUAACGGCUGGUGACAGAGGGCGAGGAAGACGAGGCGAAACUUUCUCAGCUACCAGUUGACGUCGGUUCGCCCUUAUGCUCGAUAACAGGCAGCAGUGUCGCAGUCUCUCUCUCUCUGUCUUUUCUUGUACUUUGACAUAAUUUCCUCGGCUUCGGCCGUCGUUUGAGUGAGACUUCACCGCCUUCCGCCCGAGGCUAACUAACGCUAAAGUCGUCCGUCACCGAGUAACGUGAGUUGAAACACGCCACAAGUUGGUUCCACUCACGAGUUCGGUAACGUAGAGACGCCGAAGGAAGAAGGAGCUAUGACCAACCGAGAAGACGAAUACGACUACCUCUUCAAGGUGGUGCUGAUUGGAGAUUCAGGGGUAGGGAAGAGUAAUCUGCUGUCCCGCUUCACCCGAAAUGAGUUCAACCUGGAGAGCAAAAGCACCAUCGGGGUGGAGUUUGCCACUCGCAGCAUCCAGGUAGAGGGCAAGACCGUCAAGGCUCAGAUCUGGGACACGGCUGGACAGGAGCGAUACCGGGCCAUCACUUCUGCGUACUACCGCGGAGCAGUUGGCGCUCUCUUGGUUUAUGACAUCGCCAAGCACUUGACGUACGAAAAUGCUGAGCGCUGGCUGAAGGAGCUGCAGGACCACGCGGACAGCAACAUAGUCAUCAUGCUAGUGGGCAACAAAAGUGAUCUACGCCACCUGAGGGCGGUGCCAACAGAGGAGGCCAAGGCCUUGGCAGAGAAGCAUGGCCUUUCUUUCCUGGAGACAUCAGCGUUGGACUCCUCUAAUGUGGAGCUGGCUUUCCAGACGAUUCUUACAGCCAUCUACAACAUCGUGUCACAGCGGCAGAUGUCAGGGCGAAGUGACUCAGACUUCUCGCCUGCUUCCAACGUAGUGCCCAUCACGGUUGAGCCCACCCAAAACUCAGCCAAUAAGGGCGUCUGCUGCCAGAGCAACUGAGGCCUUACCACUGACCUCCUCCUUCACCUCCGAGCAGUUGGAGAAACGACCAGAUAGACAGACAGAGACAGGCAGAUGGGACGGGGAGAAAGGAGAGGCAGGUACAGACUACCAUUUCACACAGAACAGUUUAUUUGUCAGUUGUCUUGUUAAGACGACGUGAUGAGAGUUUGAAGAAGGGGACCGGUAAGGGAGGGGUGGUAAAGAAGUUUAGAGAGGGUUUGCGGUGUGCGGGGAAACUCUAUCAAUGGGAGGAAAACGGGGAGAUGCCACGUACACCCGGUGCUUUAGGCAUUUAAAAAAAGAGGGAUACGAUCAGAACCGAUUCAUAAUCUAAUGAAAAAUGUAUUUUGUUGUUUUUUUGUAUCUCAUCAUGGUUUCUGUCUUUCAAAACUGUCCUUAUUUUUUUGAAAGCUCUAUUUCUGCCAGUUUCUCAUUUCCCCAUCACCAAUAUAUUGGGCAAUAAAAAUCCACAUCCAAAAGACUGACCUGCUACCCUUCUGUCGCCGCAGUCAUUCCUAUUUUCACUUAAAUGUAUAUUAUUUAGUAAAAUAAUGUCUCGUACAUUAUUUAUUGAACACUAGAUUAAGGUCUUUUCCAGCUAAACUAUUUUUAACACUAUUUGGUUUAGAUCUUCCCCACUGAUGGCUUUGCAGAGGAGAAAGAUCUCUUGAAUUUCGAUGCCCACAAUCAUAUCCCCGUUUGAGGGAGCAACUCUAUCUCACUGACGCAUUAACGAGGAUUUCAAGUUGUCCUCUUCCUUCUUUUUUCCUAAAUGCUAAUGCUGGAAUUUGGUCAAAGUCGGUUGUGUUCCACUCGAGAGCAACAACAUCCCUCCCCACCGGCUUACAUGUCAUUUCUUUCUGAAGGCUUCCCUGCCCCUGCACACUCUGGGCUCUACAGAUGAGUCAUGCUCUUGCAGCUAUCCCGUCUCAUUUAGAGUUAACGGCGCGCAAAGCUUGCGCCGCUAGUGAGCGCGUUAAACGCCUCACAAGUCAGUGGGACGGCAGCAUCGGCUCUCCUGACGGCUGUUUCAGUGCCCCCCACCCCCCUGAGCUUUUGGAGGGAGUGGGAGGGUUUGGGGAAUAGGUUUGAGUGCACGGACAACCCUACGCUGCUGCUGCUGCUGCUGCCUGCUUGCUGGGGAUAGAUGGUUGGAUACUGUUUCAGGGGAUGAGUUAGUGAGGGCACUCAGCCCUGCCCUGCUGCUGUGGUCUCUGGUGCAGCCGAGACGGCUUGUUUUACUGUAAGUGAAAUCCUCCACUGCCUGCUACCUGCUCCUCCUCUCUGUCUCUCCACACUGUAUGUAACUGGAACAGGACUCUGCCUUCUGGGAUCUCCCUGAGGUCUGCCCUCGCGCUCACUUGUCUUUAUUUCCUGUGGAGGGUGCGGGGGUUGUAUUCGGGGAACCAGGAUGGGGUUUGUUCGUAUCUAAUAGUUUAAUAGAUCGAGGGAAAAGGAGAAGGGAGGGUUAGCGUUAGGAGGGGCUUAAUUAAAUCCAAAGGUUAUGCACACAGAUGGUGUUUAUCCUGGUUAUGUGUUUGUCCACAUAAACACCAACUUCUGUUGACUUCACAGGUCUUAAACUGGGUGGUGAGGGUUAGGGCUUUUUAAACAUUUAUUCUAAUAUAUGUAUAUUUGGACUGCAUAUGUAUAAAUAAAUCUUAUUUGUUAUAGCCCGA